Rattus rattus (black rat) is the source of this 2641-nucleotide messenger RNA. RefSeq names its product A-kinase anchor protein 7. NCBI's taxonomy places the organism in Eukaryota, Metazoa, Chordata, Mammalia, Rodentia, Muridae. Gene Ontology annotation, molecular function: protein kinase A regulatory subunit binding. Bases 518 to 832 code for a protein of 104 amino acids. Gene Ontology annotation, cellular component: cytosol. The transcript is spliced from 3 exons. The record is from RefSeq and is a predicted model, not a curated record.
ACAAGUAGAAUUUAUUGAAAGAAGUGGAAUUUAUAGCGUUCUGCUGUGCUGUGUUCUCUGUACGGAAGGCGACAAACAAAAGUAUCUUGGGCAGCUCUUCCUCUUUAAAUAACAAAGAGAAACCGUGGCUUUUAAAAAUGCUGGUUUGAAUUUCAUGUGUAAUUGCUGCAUUGGUCUGUGUGGGUAAAGACUCAGGUUUUCUCCAUUACCUUCUUAAAGACACAUGCUGGCAGCCUGGCUUCUCUUGUGGUCCUCGUCUCAGGUCGGCCAGGGCUCGGGUGCUGGGAGAAUCGGGCGAGCAUAUGGCCACUUCCCUAGCCAGUGUGUCCCGGAGCAGUCGGAGCAGUCGCUGGAGCUGGAGGGCCAGGAGGAGGAGCCUUUUCGUGAGGGAGCGAGCGAGCUCCCUUCCCUUUCUCUCGGCUGUGCUGUGCUGAGCUCCUGGCUGCAGGCGGCGGCCAAGCAGACCGCGGUGUAGCCGCAGCCUCCCGGUGGGGUGCCCGCCAGGAACGCAGGGACCAUGGGCCAGCUUUGCUGCUUCCCCUUCGCCAGAGAAGAGGGCAAAAUCUGUCAGUUGGAAAGUCCAUCUUCUGCAGCCCUACAGAGAUCCAGCAAGGAUAGAUUCAGCGGGCCAAGUGGUGAGAAGGACCGAAAGGAGCCUGAGGAUGCUGAACUGGUCAGGCUCAGUAAGAGGCUGGUGGAGAACGCCGUGCUCAAGGCUGUCCAGCAGUACCUAGAAGAGACACAGAACAAAAAGCAGCCGGGGGAGGGGAACUCCGUCAAAGCUGAGGAGGGAGAUCAGAAUGGCGAUGGCAGUGAUAACAACCGGAAGUGAGAGCUGAAGCCGGUCCGCUGCCCCUCCGCUAAGUCGCAGACUGACUCGCAAUGUGCUAGUGAAGUGUCUUGUUCAAGCCCCGGAGAUCACCUAGUGAUUGACGCGAUUGAUGAGUUCGGUUUUGCUGCGACACAACAGAAAAGAAUGGGGUGCUGGGACCAGCAGAAGGAAUUACUUUACAGAAGAACAACACGCACAAGGGGGAGCCGGCACUUCGGACCGCCUGCCCGACUCAAAGGGCAGAGGGAGAGGACUGGUCGCCGACGGAAUACUGUUCUGCCGUUUACAUUGCUUCGAUCCUUUGACUACUUUAUCUGAGGCCAAAACUUGCACACAGCUAUCAAGUGCUAAGUUCACUUUGUCACUGUUGAAAUGACCAUGAGUAUAGUGAGUCCACAAUGUUUCCUGUUUGUCCCCCCCAUGUGCUUUUACCACACAGUGAUCUUUAUUUACAGUAAAUUGAGGUUUGUGUAAAUUAUAUAUAUUUUUGGCAAAUGCAAUCUUUUCUAUGAAAUGUGGGUAAUGUUGUAAAGGUUUUUGAGCCUUAUUUUGAUAAAGUCAAUUGCCAUAUUUAAUGUCCUCCGUUGAUAUUUGUACUUUAAAUGUAUCAUAUAAUUUUCCCCCUUAGGCAAGAAACCAGUUGGAACCCAAGACUUAAUUAACGAAGCUUUGCACCGAGAAAGGAUGGAGCUGAAGUCCAAAGUGAAACAGAUCAAAGAACUUUUGUUAAAGCCUGAGACCCAGGCCAAGAUUAGAAAGGAGCUUUUUGAAGGAAGAGUUUUUAAUAAUGGUGACCCAACUGAUUUCAACAUGACUUUGCCAUAGCUCUCCACUGCUGUUACGCUUGCUCACAUGUUUAUGAACUCUCAGCCCGUUAAAUAGCUCUUUUGGUGAGUAACCAAAGUAUUCUUGCGGUCUCUACAAAGCCCACAAACCAACAUUUGGUAAGGAACUAACAACUUCUUGCCAAAGAAAACAUAUUUUUGCCUUAUCGUGGUCACCAUCAUCACCGUCAUCGUCGUCAUCACCACCAUAAAAUUGAGUUUUAGAAUGUUCCUUUUGGUAUCUUACUCAUUUUAUAUAAAAACUUCUUAAUUAGCUGUUGUAAGAUGUUCCAUGGGUCCUUGCAGAUAAUAUUAUAUAUAUAUAUAUAUACACACAUAUAUGUACAUACACAUAUACUCACACACUUUUAAAAAUCCUUUAUAGACAAAAACAACAAAACAAAAUAAAACCAACAACAGUAUUCUAAGGGUCACCUGCCUCCUGUCGAUGUGGCCCUGUUACUUCAAAGGAAGCAUUGUCCGGGCCUGUCCAGUCUCACGGUCCUUUUGCUGAGCGUUUGAGUGCUUAUUGAGGAUCAGUACUUGAACAGACAUUAGUAAACGUAAUCGUUGUAGUCACGGGUUCAGAAUGUUUUAUACUAUCUAUAUUCUCUUUUUCAUUGAUGAAGUACAGUUUGCUUUUUUUUUUUAUUUCUUCGUGAACAGUGUUCAGGGUUCCUAUUUCCUACUCUCUGAAGAUGAGCCCAAGCCUGCGUUCUUCACGGUUUGAGUAGCUUGCACUGGUUCCUUUGUAAAUGAGCAUUCUUGAGUGUUAUUCGGGUAGUCACUUUAAAAUUGCUGCUACUAAUAGAUGAUGGGGAAAGAAAGUGAUUAGAGAUUAAAUAUAUAAUCAUCUCACAGUCCAGUUUGCUCGUGGAUUUUUGGCUAUUUUUUUCCACUGGGUAAAUGAUGCAUUAAUUCAUGAUGUAUUCCUUUAUACGUUCCUACGUUUUCAUGCCUCAUAAUAAACGUACUCUUUCCUCUA